Messenger RNA from Salpingoeca rosetta, 4639 nucleotides. Its product is annotated as RecQ5. The record is from RefSeq and is a predicted model, not a curated record. Gene Ontology annotation, cellular component: cytoplasm; chromosome; nucleus. Gene Ontology annotation, biological process: DNA replication; double-strand break repair via homologous recombination. Bases 168 to 4523 code for a protein of 1451 amino acids. Gene Ontology annotation, molecular function: nucleic acid binding; four-way junction helicase activity; 3'-5' DNA helicase activity. Lineage: Eukaryota; Choanoflagellata; Craspedida; Salpingoecidae. The transcript is spliced from 17 exons.
GCGCGCGAAGACGUUUGAACCGCCGCCAACCCCCAAUACAGCACACAUCUCAACAUCUCAACGACGACAUACCACCGCAGCACCUUGUGUCCUCUCUCUCUCUCUCUCUCUCUCUCGACGACGACGAUCGUGACAGACAACAAGAAGCAGCAGUGGUUGAGUGGGGUAUGGCGCCGUCGCUUCCAAGUACAGCAGAGGCUAUGGAUGACAGAGACAACGAUGGUGUGGUGAACAUUGAGGACGAUGACGACGAAGAAGCCGCCAACAGCCACACCCAGCACAACCACAGCAGCACCAACCACAACAGUGCAGGGAAUGGAACUGCCGCGCCACCGACAUCGUCCGCUGUGGGGACGAAGGUCGCUUCAACGUUUGCGUCCAAUCUUAUGCACGGCAAUGACGGUGUGGACGAUGCCAUGGACAGCGACGAUGAGCUGCACCAGCUGCUGUGCGGAUACGACAAGGAGGAAGAAGAUCUCAGCCACUUUGCCACGCCAAAGCCGCCAGCAACCACACCAGCCACAAGGCCAGAGAACAAGCCCACCACCAGCACCACCACCGCAAAGGCCGCAGCGAGCAUCGCACCGCAUCGUCGGACUUUGACACCGAGUCUUGACGACGAUGACGACGACGAGGAUGAUGACAGCGCUAGGGAGAAGGACGACGACGACGACGAUGACGGUGACUUGCCGUCUGUGAUCCACCCGGUCCGCCAUCCACGAGCGAUUGCAGACUCAAGUGACGAGGACGAAACAGGCGAGGAGGACGAUGACCUACUUGCAGCGUUUGCGUGUGCCGCCGAGGAGCAACAACAGCAACAGCAACACCAGGAGCAACAGCAACAAAAGCAGCAGCAACAGCAGACGCGAAGACAAGGGCAGGGCCGCCGACUGGGCGUUGGCGAGCAACAGUCACGACCUCAGACCGGCAGCCCAACGUUCAAUCGGCGAGUGGGUGGCCGCGUUUCGUCGCACACGCCAAGCGUGUCGUCACACGUGGACACCUCCACCUCAGACGACGAUGAUAAGGACGCCCUCCCACACGUGCUGGCUGGAACCACAUGGAAGCACGACAAGCCACCAACCACUCCAUCAACAACAGACACCGCUGCGCCCCACGCCUCAUCAACUGCGGACGUGGUCGUGGUGGAUGAUGACAACACCAACGGCAACGGCAGCGCUGGCGUCCACGCAAACUCCACGCCAUCAACCAUCACCACAACAACAACGUCAGCCACACGACCAGGCCUCCACACCACAGACCAAUCAGCCGACGCCUCGGCAGCGGAGGAUGUCACCCACGCAUUUGUUUCUGCACUUGAAGCCUACACGCGACUCACACGUCCUGCCAUGUCCUCCACAGCCCUCCACGACAGCGUGUCUGUGCUUGAGCGAAUGGCGCGGGUGCUGGAACAACCGUCCGCCCACAUCUCCACUGCUCCGCUCCUGCGAACCAUCAAGAAGCUCCGGGCGCAGCACCUUCGCGAAGCUCGUCGACCACGCCCCUCCAUCCCACUAGCAGUGUCCACACCCUCACCAACGACAGCAGCAGCAGCAGCAGCAGCGUCAACAGCUACAACAACAACAGGAACGCCCGUGUCUGUCUCUUCGGCGUAUGUCUCAGCGUCGUCCGUGUCGUCUCGCGUGCGCAAACCGUUCUCCCCGCCCUUUCGCUCCCCUACUCGAUCAACCCACCACCACCAACACCAACAGCAGCCGCAGUCGGUGUCGGCGCUGUUGUCGUCUUCGGGUGGCGUUGAUGUGCUGGACACAACAGCAACCAGCAACAGCAGCGAUGGCAUGGGUAGUGCUGCUCUGCUGGAUAUCGAUGACGAUGAUGGUGAUGAUGGUGGUGGUGGCUUUGAUGGUGGCUUUGAUGGUGGCUUUGAUGGUGGCUUUGAUGGUGGGUACAAGCGUGGAUCGUUUGGCAAUCAGAACCCGCACAACACCGGCACCACCACGAUGAGCGCCACACGCGGUGCUAUGGCGCCGUCAACGCCUCUACCAUUGUCAUCAUCGUCGUCGUCGGCGCUGUUGCUGCAGCGGCGCGGCACCACUCGCCCACUCACUUUCGUGCAUGGUGAUGGUGGUGGUGAUGGCGGUGAUGAUAGAGGCGGUGAUGUGGGUGGUGGUGGUGGAGGUGCUUCGUCGACGUUUGAUGCUGCUGCCGCUGGACAGGUUGAAUCGGCCGCAAACAUCAGCACGCGCGGAGAGUUUCGGCAGUUUCUUGCAGAGGGGCGUAGCAAGUACCCAGCCUUCAACCACUUCAACUUUGACCACUCCAUCGAAAUGCUCAAGGCAUUCAAACGCCAACUUGGUCUUCGCAAGUUCCGGCCAAACCAGCUGGAGGCGUGCAACGCCGCGCUCACAGGGCGGGACUGCUUUAUCCUGAUGCCGACCGGUGGCGGCAAGAGCCUGUGCUACCAGCUGCCCGCGCUCACCAAGAAAGGCGUCACUUUCGUCAUCUCUCCGCUCAUCUCCCUCAUACAGGACCAGGUCUCUGCGCUUCGGCAAAACAACAUCCGCGCCCUCUGUCUACUCAGCACUCAGGAUCAGAAGACACAGAGCCAAAUACACCGGACACUGUGCAUGAAGGAUGUGCUGUGCAAACUCAUCUACGUGACACCUGAACGCAUUGCCGCGAGCCACCGCCUCAAGCAGACAAUGCAGAACCUCUACACCCGCGGCCUGCUGUCCCGCUUUGUCAUUGAUGAGGCACACUGCGUCAGCCAGUGGGGGCACGACUUCCGCCCAGACUACAAGCGGCUGUCGUGUCUACGGGAAUGGUUCCCAACGGUUCCCAUGAUGGCCCUGACGGCCACAGCAACAAAACGCGUCAAACGCGAUAUCCUGAUGAACCUGAAGAUGACCAACGCCCUCGUCUUUGAGCAGAGCUUCAACCGGCCCAACCUCUUCUACGAAGUGCGCAAGAAGUCAAGCUACAAGAAGUGUGUUGAGGAGAUUGGCAAAGAGAUACGCACGCGCUUCCGCAACAAGUGCGGCAUUGUGUAUUGUCUCUCGCGCAAGGAGUGUGAGACCGUCUCACAGGCCCUCAACCAAUCCGGGCACAAGUCGCUGUUCUAUCAUGCGGGAAUGGACCCGGCAGACCGUGAGGCGUACCAGGACCAGUGGCAGAGCGGGAAGGUGAACAUCAUGUGCGCCACCAUCGCCUUUGGCAUGGGCAUCGACAAGCCCGACGUUCGGUUUGUGUUCCACUUCUCGCUGCCAAAGUCGAUGGAAGGGUACUACCAGGAGGCAGGUCGCGCCGGGCGUGACGGGAAGCCGGCGGUGUGCGUGCUGUACUACAACUACGGCGAUAAGGCCAAGCACAUGCGCCUGAUUGACAUUGGCGAGGGAUCCUACGAGCAGAAGGAGCAGCACAGAUCAAACCUGAACCAGGUGGUGCAAUACUGCGAGAACUUCCAGGACUGUCGACGAGUGCAGCAGCUGGCGUACUUUGGCGAGGACUUUGACAAGCGCGACUGCAGGAACAACUGUGACGUGUGCAAGAGUCGUCGUGUGUUUGAACAGAGAGAUGUCACCGACGCCGCUCUCAACCUCACCAGCAUUGCCAAGGAGCUUGCCCGGGACAACGUGACGCUGAUCAUGGUUGUGGAUGUGUUCCGCGGCGCCAACACCGCCCGUGUGCAUCGUUCGGGCUACGACAGCGUCGCCCAGUUUGCGUCCGGCUCCAAGUUCGCCAAACAUGACGCAGAACGGCUUGCGCGCAAGCUUGUGAUGGACAACGUGUUGCAAGAGAGCCACCAGGUGACACCGCACGGGGCAAUCGUGUCGUACGUGACGCCUGGCCGCCGCGCGUAUGACCUGUUGUCGGGCCGCAUGUCCGUCAAGCUGUCGAUGGCUGGCAAGAAGCGGCGCGACAACAACGACACCAACGCGGGCGAUGCAGACGGCGUCACAUCGGAGAGCGAGCGCAUCACGGAGAAGCUCAAGGAGGCGCUGAUUACGCUGCGGAAGACAAUUGCGGCAGAGCAGCACUGCAGCGUCAAGACCAUCUUCACCGAUUUGCAGAUUAUGAAGAUGGCAGAGGAACGCCCGCUCUCGCUCACGGCCUUCGGCGAAUGCGAGGGUGUGACAGAUGCCAAGUUGAAGGCGUAUGGGCGCCGGUUUGUGGACACGGUGCUGGAGCAUGCGCAGGCGUGGCAGUCGACCGGCAAGGACGCAGGGCGGAGCACGCACUUCAAGGAUCGAACGAACCAGAAGUCUUCAUCAUCCUCCUCCUCCUCCUCCUCCUCCUCCUCCUCCUCGUCAAAGGGAACGGGCCUGAGGCGGUUGAGACGGUCGUCGACAAAGACAAAGACGAAAUCGACACCAGCAGCAACAGCAGCAACAGGCAGUCGGGCAGGCGGUAAAGCGAGUACUGGUACAACAUCAUCUCUAUCUUCGUCGUCAUCAUCGUCGUUGUCGCGUGCUGUGAGUGUCGGUGGCGUCUCUGCCAUUCGUCGAUUGCCAACAGCAGCACCCGCCAACCGCCCAAAGAAGGCGAAGAAAAAGCCGUUUUGAAAGUGGCGGUGAUGUGUGCUGCCGUACAUGUGGCUGAUGACACUUGGUGUUGGGGGUGUAUCAUACGACAGUGUUAGGCGUUCUGUUGUUACAACUUCAUAUCAUUUGGUUUGCCC